GACAGACAAAGAUGAUGUCUACCUCAGUGUAUGCCUCAUGGGCCAGUACAGGAAGUCAGCGUGUCAUUUGCCAAUAUUCCCGCUGCUUUUUCAUGAAAAGAUGAUAUUUGAAAAGGUUUUUAUGAUGGGGAUGGACCCUGCUGCUGUAGCUGAACAGUUAGAAUAUGAAACUGCAAAAUGUGAACUAAUACAGUUAUUUCCUCCAGUGGGGGAGACGUUGGCAUCUUAUGAAGAAGAUGCAAGGAGCUUUCUUUUUCCAGAGCCUAAACUGUCCCCUACCUAUCCUGGAGUGGACAGAGAAGUACUAAUGAGCCGGACACGAAAUUUCCCAGGAAUUGCACCUAAACUAGAAUUUUCAACCAGAACUACAAUUAAGGAAUGCUCAUUCAAAAGAGAGAAAGGUGUCCGUGCAAAUAAUCACCUGGUAGCUGCAAGAAAACCAAACAUUCGGAAGACACAAAGGUCAGGAUCAUCCACACCAUCCAGAAAUAGAAGUGCAUCGCCAGGGAAGAAAAGGGUGUCCUGUUGUAUUGAAAGGAAUUCCAAAAAGCAGACAAAUGUGUCCAAGUCCAGGUCUUUAUCGCUGUGCACUAACAAGCGCAUGGCAGAGGAUUUUGAGCUGAACAGACUGGGGCUGGCUCAGCUAAACCUGGGGCCUCACAAGUCCAAUUCAGACAAGGACUCCAGAUCACACUUUCAGGUUCGCAAUGUUGACAGCGCCAGGCCUAUCAGCAAGCAUGACUCACCACCAAGGUUGUCUCCAGAUUUACUUAUAUCAAGAUCAAGAAGCACUUCACCCAAAUCACGUCUUAGUGGUGAUAUCUCUUUUGGAAGUCACAGACAAAAGAAUGCUGUGGAGAUCAAUGAUAGGGGCACCCAGGAUGCUGAUGGUUUUGCAUCUACGGAUACAGAUGAGCUGGUUAAUUACACACUGAAUACAAAUUCAAGCUCGGCUCUGAGAAGCCACAUGAGAUCCCCCACCUCUGCCUCAAUGAUGUUGCGAUCACCAAGCCCCAUACUGAACCGGUCACCUCUAAGGCAAAGGUUCAAUUCAGACUCUAACAAUACCUGGGAAUCAAUCCAUGGCAGAGUUAGAAAUCUUCUAACAACCCACAAUGCUAGGCAGCGUCUUUCCUUUGGGGCUACAGAAUCUGAGGUAGCAGAAGUCCUUGAAAGGAGAUCUAUAUCCCCUAUAUUCUCAAUGGAAAAAAAAUAUUAA
Molecule: messenger RNA, 1219 nt
Organism: Polyodon spathula (Mississippi paddlefish)
Lineage: Eukaryota; Metazoa; Chordata; Actinopteri; Acipenseriformes; Polyodontidae
Product: spermatogenesis-associated protein 6-like
Exons: 11
Coding region: 38-1219 (393 amino acids)
Biological process (GO): spermatogenesis
Molecular function (GO): myosin light chain binding
Source: RefSeq, a predicted model, not a curated record